GCCAUGUUUCCGCUGCAUCAUUAUUCAACAAAAUUUCAACGUUUGUUUCAAUAACCACCCUAGCAGCUACUUUAAUAUGGAACAACAUUCCCAAAGUAAGGCGAAGAACAACUCCUCCAACACAAAUAUAAACUCUCAAGAGGUGAGCAGCAUUGAAUGGGAAUUCAUAGAGAUGAGCGAACAAGAAGAGGAUCUCAUUCGUAGGAUGUACUGCUUAGUUGGAGAUAGGUGGAAUUUGAUAGCAGGUCGUAUUCCAGGUCGUAAAGCAGAAGAAAUAGAGAGAUUCUGGAUUAUGAGACAUACUGAUGCUUUUUCUGCCAAAAGAAGUGAACGAAAAUCAAAUUAAAGGCUCAUGAUUUUAUAUAAACUUUGUGAUGGUUUUUUCAGAAUUAUUAAUUUGUAUUAAACCUCUCAACGUGUCACUUCUAUCCCUCACAGUAGCUAUAUUAAAAGAGUUUGUGUUUUACUAGCUAGUUUUGUCUUUUUUUUUUUUAAGCUAAAAAACAAUAGAUUAAUUGUUAGAUAAUAUUUUAUUGGGUUUUGUUGAUGUGUCUUUUAUAUUUCUAAAUUAUUAGUCUAGUUUUUAAUCUCUGUAUACCUCCUUUUUUUAUUCCUCUUUC
Cicer arietinum (chickpea) is the source of this 620-nucleotide messenger RNA. Its product is annotated as MYB-like transcription factor ETC3. Gene Ontology annotation, molecular function: transcription cis-regulatory region binding. Gene Ontology annotation, biological process: cell differentiation; regulation of DNA-templated transcription. The record is from RefSeq and is a predicted model, not a curated record. Lineage: Eukaryota; Viridiplantae; Streptophyta; Magnoliopsida; Fabales; Fabaceae. Gene Ontology annotation, cellular component: nucleus.